AUGCCUGAGGACUGUGUGCAAAGGAUUAUCAAGGUAGAAAAGAAAAAUCUACCAUCUGUUCUAACCAGAGGAAUGGAGAUAGAUGUCAAUUUUUUCAUAAUCACUGAAGAUGAUUGGAGAAUUCCCAUCAUAAAUUACUUGCAGUAUCCAACCCUGCCUUCUGAGAAAAGAGUCAGAAUCAUGGCUUUGAACUACCUUAUGUGGAAUGAAGAUUUGGUCCAAAAAAGCAAAGAUGAGGUACUUCUAAGGUGCCUAGGAAAGAAAGAAUACAUGAAGGUCAUAGGCGAAACAGAUGAAGGAAUCUGUGGAGCUCAUCAAGCUACAUACUAUUUUACCAAAUGGGUGGAGGCCAAACCUGUUAAAUCUACUACAUCUCAAGAAAUCAUCACCUUCAUAGAGGAGCAGAUUAUACAAAGGUUUGGCAUUCCAGAAUCAAUCACAACUGACAGUGGAUCUUCUUUCAUAUAUGGGGAAAUGCUAGAUAUGGCAGAAGCAUUAAAAUUCAAACUACUUCAAUCCGCUCCUUACUAUGCUCAAGCUAAUGGACAUGCAGAAUCAAGUAAUAAGGUGAUCAUCAACAUUAUCAGAAAAAUGCUUGAGAAAAAUCCAAAGCAAUGGCAUGAGAAGUUAUCAGAAACUCUGUGGGCAUAUAAGACUUCAAAGAGAGAAGCAACUGGCAUGACCCCAUAUGCUCUAACUUAUGGUCAUGAUGCAAUUCUGCCUAUGGAAAUAGCAGUCCAAUCUUUCAAAGACUACUCUCAAGCCAUGCUGCUAGAACUAGAAGGAUUGGAUACAAGUAGAAUUGACACCCUCAACAAACUCUUAGCAGGAAAACAGGCUGUGUCAAGAGCCUACAACAAAAGAGUUAAAAACAAGAGUUUUGAAGAAGGAGAAAAAGUCUGGAAAGCAAUUCUGCCCAUUGGAACACACAUAGCUGGUUAUGAAAAGUGGUCACCUACAUGGGAAGGACCUUUCAUAAUUAAGCAAAUCUUUGGAUUGGGGGCAUACAGAUUACAAGAUCGAGAUGGAUAUGUUCAUGAUGUACCAAUUAAUGACAAAUGGUUGAAGAAAUUCUAUCCAACCAUGUGGGAUUCCCAGGCUGUGCAAACAGAUCUUGGAAUUGAACUAAAACAAGAUAGAAUUGUUGUUUAA
Prunus mume (Japanese apricot) is the source of this 1152-nucleotide messenger RNA. The record is from RefSeq and is a predicted model, not a curated record. NCBI's taxonomy places the organism in Eukaryota, Viridiplantae, Streptophyta, Magnoliopsida, Rosales, Rosaceae.